Molecule: messenger RNA, 357 nt
Organism: Microthlaspi erraticum
Lineage: Eukaryota; Viridiplantae; Streptophyta; Magnoliopsida; Brassicales; Brassicaceae
Source: the annotation of a GenBank genome assembly
AUGGGUCCGUUUCUUUCCAAGAUCCAUCCACCUAACAUCUGUCACCCGCGCAAAUUGUAUACACCUGGGCCGUUCAAUUCGGACCCAAUGCAUCAUGUCGUUCCUAAGCCAGUGCCCAGGCCGAAGCCUCCGCUGCCUGGUGCGGGUGAGAUUGUUCCGUCAGGGAACACUUCUUGUCUAAACUUCCGAUGUGAAAUCCGUGCGGGCUUUGCCACUUGGGCCCAAAGCGGACAAUAUCAUACUAGUGGGGAGUUGGACUGGGCUUAUGAAACCCAACAAAUGGUAUCAAAGCCUAGAUGUCGAAAAGAUGGACUUAGGGACAAGUGGGUGUGGGCUGCUCUACAUGUUCCGUUGUGA